AUGGCCGGAGUCAAGGUUGCCGAAUUGAGAACCAAGUCUAAGGAGCAGUUGGAGCAGCAGUUGCUCGAGUUGAAGCAGGAGUUAGCUUCGUUGAAGGUGCAGAAGUUGACCAAGCCAGCUGUGCCCCAGAUUGGCGUUGUUAGAAAGGACAUUGCCAGAGUGUUGACCGUGAUCAACGCUCUUCAAAGAGAGAACGUCAGAGCUUUCUACGCCGGCAAGAAGCAAAUUCCAAAGGACUUGAGAGAGAAGAAGACCAGAGCUUUGAGAAGAGCCUUGUCCAAGCAGGACGCUUCCAGAUUGACUCUCAGAGAGAGAAAGAGAAGAGCCGCUUUCCCAAAGAGAGUUUACGCCAUCAAGGCCUAA
Candidozyma auris is the source of this 363-nucleotide messenger RNA. It is a transcript of the gene RPL35, whose product is annotated as 60S ribosomal protein uL29. The transcript is spliced from 2 exons. Gene Ontology annotation, biological process: translation; maturation of LSU-rRNA from tricistronic rRNA transcript (SSU-rRNA, 5.8S rRNA, LSU-rRNA). The record is from RefSeq and is a predicted model, not a curated record. Gene Ontology annotation, molecular function: structural constituent of ribosome; mRNA binding. Gene Ontology annotation, cellular component: ribosome; cytosolic large ribosomal subunit. Bases 1 to 363 code for a protein of 120 amino acids. Lineage: Eukaryota; Fungi; Ascomycota; Pichiomycetes; Serinales; Metschnikowiaceae.